This is a messenger RNA of Drosophila eugracilis, 838 nucleotides long. RefSeq names its product glutathione S-transferase 1-like. Gene Ontology annotation, biological process: glutathione metabolic process. NCBI's taxonomy places the organism in Eukaryota, Metazoa, Arthropoda, Insecta, Diptera, Drosophilidae. Gene Ontology annotation, molecular function: glutathione transferase activity. The record is from RefSeq and is a predicted model, not a curated record. The transcript has a single exon. The coding region runs from base 41 to 706 and encodes 221 amino acids.
UCUGUUAUUUCAGUCAUAGAAAAGACCUCACAGCGACAACAUGAGCAAGUUGACCCUAUAUGGUUUCGAUCCGAGUCCGCCAGUUCGUCCUGUCAAAUUAGCACUGGCCGCCCUGGAUAUACCCUACGAGUUCGUAGAAGUAAGCAUCCUAGCCAAGGAAAAUCUCUCUGAGGAGUACGUCAAGAAGAAUCCCCAACACACGGUACCUACUUUGGAAGUCGAUGGCCACUUCAUCUGGGAUUCACAUGCAAUCAUGGCCUAUCUGGUAUCCAAAUACGGCAAGACCGACAGUCUCUAUCCAAUGGAUCUUCUCCAUCGGGCUGUGGUGGAUCAGCGGAUGCAUUUCGAGACUGGCGUAAUGUAUGCCAAUGGACUAAGAACUAUUACUCAGCUCAUUUUUACUGGCACUCCCAAUGUACCCAAGGAGCGUUAUGAUGCUAUCAUUGAGAUCUACGACUUCCUAGAGACAUUCCUUGUGGGUAAUGAUUACAUGGCCGGGAAUCAGCUGACUAUAGCUGACUUUAGCAUCAUCUCCACUUUGACCUCCCUGAUGGCUUUUGUGGAACUAGAUACGGCUAAAUAUCCUAAGAUCUCUGCCUGGAUCAAGCGAAUGCAAGAGCUUCCAUACUACGAGGAGGCUAAUGGCAAUGGAGCCCGUACCUUUGGGUCUCUCGUCAAGAAGACUAAUUUUACAUUUUUAUCUUAGAACAUUGCUUGUAAUUUGAAAACAAUAUUUUAAAUGGGAUAUGAAAAGUAAAUAGUAGAUAGUAAAAUUCUCAAUUCUCGAUUGUUCAGUAGCUAAUUAGUAUGGUGAAAUAAAUUGCCAUGACCACUAAAA